Messenger RNA from Blastomyces gilchristii SLH14081, 3836 nucleotides. RefSeq lists its product as uncharacterized. The record is from RefSeq and is a predicted model, not a curated record. The coding region runs from base 775 to 2406 and encodes 543 amino acids. The transcript has 5 exons. NCBI's taxonomy places the organism in Eukaryota, Fungi, Ascomycota, Eurotiomycetes, Onygenales, Ajellomycetaceae. Gene Ontology annotation, molecular function: phosphatidylinositol binding; ubiquitin binding.
GAUGAAUCAUGCUGGAGAGGAGACGAGGUGAGAUGAAUUUGGGAGAUCAGGAAUUAGUUGAUAUUGAUUCCAAAAUAGCCCAUUAAUAAUUGUUAACUUACUAUGCACACUUUAGUUAAAUAUUAUUAUUGUCCCUCCAGGGCCGCGUGGCGCUAAGCCGGCGCGACUUUUGUGUCUCCAACCGGCGCACUGCGAACGGGUGAAAAAAUCAGACAAUCAGACAGUCAGAUAGUCAGACAGACAUCCGACACCAGCCUCAGAUAUCGCCAGCUUGUUGAAACAUCUGGCGUCAGCUUCACAGCUAGAUUAUUAUUUAAGAUUGUCAACUGCUGCACCCUUAAAUCCAUCCCUGCGGAUAUCAACUCCUUUCGCCCUAUCUAUAUCUCUGCUCCAUCUUCUCCCCUCUCUCUCCGUGCCGCUCUUUAACUAUAUUAUCCAUCCUCUUUGUUUCGUGCCCUGUCGACCCUCAUUUCCACUAACUAGCGUUGCGGCAGUCAACCGCGCUACUCUGUACGGACGGAGUACUACUCCGUACAAGUGACACCGCUUCAUCUCCAACGCUGCAACCCGCCCUGACGGACUGACCGACUACCCCGACCUCUUCUAUAUUAACAACGCUUAUAUCAUUUCUGCAGCCUGUGGAAAUCUCUGCUUCUCUCUCGUUACUGGCCAACCGUUUCCGUUCCUGUCAUCGUUUUGUCGUCAUUGGUUCGUUUCUGGCCACACAUCGCGAAUAGUAGCGCUUCACCGCGCAUCCAGAUCCUCCUCCUCACCAUGAAGCGGUUCGUAGGGAGUAUAAAUAAACAUACCUCCCAAUCCGUAUCUCGAUCUUCUUCCUACCCUCCAGGCUCGUCAGAGGCUGUCGUAUUGGCUGAACUGACUGCUUUUUGUGAGUCUGGAGGACCAAACAAUACAGGAGAUGAAUACCUUCACCUGCCCGCCAUCGUUGAGACCGCGGAAUCAAGCCCGAGCGCCGCAAAAGCAGCCGCAGACGCGAUCCGCCGUGUCCUCUCAAAUCCAGAUAGUAAAAAAGGCUACAAGCAGUACAAUGCCAUCAUGCUCAUCCGGAUCCUGGCCGAUAACCCAGGAACGUCCUUCACACGCAACUUCGAUGCCAAAUUCGUCUCGACGAUUAAAGUCAUGCUGCGCGACGGGCGGGAUAUGAGUGUACAACAGAUCCUACGAGAGACGCUGGAAUUCCUCUCCGUACAGAAGAGCCACGACCCGAAUCUAGCGCCGUUGGCCGAAAUGUGGAAGAAGGAGAAGGCGAAGUUUGAGAAGGCAAUGGGUGUGAGUGCGGGGCCAUGGGCGCAGCCAUUCAACCCGGGCCAGCGAGACGAUUACUUUGCGCGCCAGCAUCGGCCCAGAGGCCUCCCGUCACUCGAAGAACUGACCGCCAGAAUAGCAGAAGCCAACACCUCCGCCUCACUCCUUGUUCAGCUCGUCCAGUCAACACCAACAGCGGAGUUCUACUCCAACGACCUCUUGGGGGAAUUCUCUGCGCGCUGCCAGGCUGCCUCCAGAUCGAUCCAGGGAUACAUGAACGCGACGAAUCCCGCACCGGACGAAGAUACCAUGCUCACGCUGAUAGAGACGAAUGAUAAACUCUCCGACGCGUUCUCGAAAUACCAGCGCGCCGCUGUUAUCGCCAGGAGGAACGCGAGUAGGACUAAUUCUCAGCAAGAGAUUCCGCCAGUUUCGCAGCAGUGGCCAUAUCAGCAGCAGCUGCCGCCUCCGCCGCCGCAUCUACAUCAGCCCGAACAACAGAACUAUGAAGUACCGACCGGGAAACGCUCCGUCCCGCUCCUCUCCAUCCCACGCAAAGCCCUGAACAAAUUCCGCUCAGACAAGCAAGAGCAGCCAAUCGACGCACAACUACACCAAUACCAACACCCCGCCUCCUUUCCCCAAACACUUCCAGAACAAACCACCACCACCACCACCGGCGCCCGGUGGACAACCCAAACCCCACGCCCCCGCUCCGCCGUCUCCCCCUUGGCCACAACUCCACCCCAGCUCCCCUCCACGAACAACCAGCAUACCACCACCGUUCCGUCCCGCACCGCCGCCUUAACCAGCCACGCAACCCACACGAGCAGCAACAACGCCACAUCGUCACCAUACCACUACAACUCCAGCGAAUUCCAGGUCGAGAACCCCUUCGCGGACACGUAUAGCACGUCCACGUCGCUGCCCGAUAAUAAUCUUAACAGUAAUCAUACCACGACCACGACCAGGGGGGGUGUACGCGGUAUAGGCGUAAUACGUACAGAUAGAGAUACAGACACCGAACCCCUGACGAGUAGCACGUACUACCCAGAUGCGCGGAACGUGAUGGUUGAUGGGAACAUGCCCGGGGCCGGCGGGGCGGUUGGCUCCACCGCUGGAGGCUUGAGGGGGAGGUGAAAGAUGAAUACGGGUUACGGGAUGCGGGGGCUAGUGACCAAGAGGGGUUGAUGCUAAAUGUUGGGCGUUGGAGGUUGGAAGGUUAAGUAAGGGGUAUGGCUGGUUGUGAUGCUGGUCGUUGUUACAUGUUACAUACCUCGCUUACCUUGAAUCCUUGCAUGCCUUGCAUUGAUGGAUGGAUGGGAUUUGAUAUGAUUGGGGGGGGGCGGGGGCUAGGGGCGAUCGCUCGAUCUUCUUCUUUUUUGUUUUGGUACUUGCUCAUUAUACCUAUUUCUGCUUUUCCUGAUGGAACGAAACGAACCCGCCCCUUGCUUCUACUUCUCCUUCUGCUUCUGCUUCUGCUUGCACGUUGAAUGAACCGGCUCAUCUCGCUUGUUUCUUUUUGUUUUCUUUUCUUUUGUUCCCUUCUUUUUUGGUGUUUACUUGUCUUUUUUCAUACAUACACAUGUAUAUAUCGCCCUUUGCUGCGCCACGUUUUCCCAGUUUGUUUGCCUUGCCUUGUCUUCUUCUCCUUUCGAUCGCCUGUACCUUUAUGAAAUCUUGCCUGAUUCUUUGUUUUUUUUGUUCAUGGGUAGGUAGUAUGGUUGGUGGUGGCGAUAGUAAGGAGUAGCAUGACUGAAAUAUGACUUUCUUUCUCUGCCUUUUCUUUUAUAGUUGUAUAUAUGCUGUGGUUUUUAUGACUGUUGAAGGUGCUUUUUAAGAAGCAUGUAGUUUUUCUAUAUGUCCAAGCUGGCUGGCAGUAGUAGUGUAAUGUUAGUGUGGAUGGCGGUGAUGUAUUAAUAAUAUCAAAUAUCUGGUACGACUAAAUCUGAGAAUGUUUGAUAUUUCAUUGUUUCCUCCCCCCAUAGGUAUCUCUCAUUGCUUCUCACUUUGCUGAUAAUUAUUUCCUUUUUGCCUUUUAAAUAUAUAUGGUGUUUUAAAAUUUUGUGAUUCAAUCUAGCUAGCGAGGUCCUUGACAGCACAACAUUCUGUAUGUAGCUUGCUUGCUAAGGCUGAAUUCACUUGCCCUUCCCCCUCUCUUUGAGAGAGUAUAUACUAUUCAUUCCAUUCUAUGCUGUACUGUACCAUUAUUGUAGCAGAUUCAAAACUCAGUUAAAAAAAUCUCUCUUCACUUACACAGAUGUGUCUUCCUGAUUUCAAAACAAGUCACUUUGUAUUUAAUCAUUUCUUUUUAAAUAUUAUUAUCAUCUAUCCCAUCCUUUCCCCCCCCCACCACACAAACAUACACAGGGUUUGGAAAUAAAAAGAAUGAAUAGCAUUGUAUAAAUCAACCCCCUUGAAUUUGUCUAAUUAUGUACUGUACAAAUGUUUAUCUAUGUCUAUGUCCAUAGAUGUGAGCUAAAUUGUAUGUAAUGAGUAGUAUUAUGUACGCACGGAUGAAAAAAAAAAAAAAAAAAAAAAAAAAAGAAAAUGAAAGAAAAUGAAAGAAA